CAAUGAUAUUCAAUACACGCACGAAACUGAGAAAGCUGAUUUCAUUAUUGAUUCUGGAUAUGAAGCGCCAUUAGAUAAAAAAAGCGACAUGCUUAACUUGUUGAACGAAAAGAACGCUGCCCUGUCCGCGUUAGAAAGCUCCAUCAACUCCCUGCAAGAUGAGCUGAAAGACAAAGUGGAGCGCUUGGCCACCGCUGAAGAGGAGAUUCGCAAAUUAUCUGAAAAGGUGACGGAACUAAACUCAAAGGCAGAGGAAGCUUCACUGCACAGUUCCCAGUUGGAGAGAGAACGGACCGAAACACGCGAUGCGGCAGCGGAAAUCUUGCGUCUGAAAGAGAAAGUCGAUGACCUGGAAGCUAAAUUGACGGAAGCAACCAAAGAACGCGGAAAUUUAGAGCAAGAAAAGGAGGCGCAAAAAGCUGCUUGGGAGGAGGAAAAGCAGAGCUUUCAGGCUCGAGUAACCGUUCUCGAAGAUGAAAUGAAGGAAAAUAGUUUGUCACUCAAAAAUUUGGAAGCAGAAUAUGCACAAAAUUUAAUUGCGGAGAAAGAGAAAACGGAUUCCAUGACUUCUCAGACGGAGAAGGAGGCGGCUGAGGCGGCUAAGAGGAUCCAAUCUCUAGAAGCCGAGUUGAUUAAGGCACACAGCGAAGCUGCGACGGCCCGCCAGAGCUUAGAGGAGCAGCUCAAGACGAAACAAAAAGAAGUGACCGAUACAAAAGCCAAGCUUCGGCGCACUGUGAGGACUAAGUACUCGUUUCGAACCUUGUCUUCUGACUUUGUCGCGUGGUUCAACAAAAAGUGGAAGCGUUUGUAA
Molecule: messenger RNA, 814 nt
Organism: Nannochloropsis gaditana CCMP526
Product: egf-like protein
Exons: 2
Coding region: 89-814 (241 amino acids)
Source: RefSeq, a predicted model, not a curated record